This is a messenger RNA of Pestalotiopsis fici W106-1, 933 nucleotides long. RefSeq lists its product as uncharacterized. The coding region runs from base 1 to 933 and encodes 310 amino acids. The transcript is spliced from 3 exons. Gene Ontology annotation, biological process: DNA replication, removal of RNA primer. The record is from RefSeq and is a predicted model, not a curated record. NCBI's taxonomy places the organism in Eukaryota, Fungi, Ascomycota, Sordariomycetes, Amphisphaeriales, Sporocadaceae. Gene Ontology annotation, molecular function: magnesium ion binding; nucleic acid binding; RNA-DNA hybrid ribonuclease activity.
AUGCCGCCCAGCAAGAAGCGCAAGAUGGACGACGACGUACCCAAAUUUUACGCCGUCCGCAGUGGCCAUGAGCCCGGCGUCUAUUUGACCUGGCCAGAAUGCCAGGAACAGAUUUCCGGCUUCAAAGGCGCACAAUUCAAAAAAUUCGACAACGAGGAAGAUGCCAACGACUUCGUGGCAGGCAGGCCAGUAAAGAACACUGCUCCCGAUCCCAAGAAGCCACCCAAGUUCUACGCAGUGGCCAUUGGUCGCGCACCCGGUAUCUAUAGUGAAUGGACCGAGGUACAGAAAGCGAUCAAGGAUUGGAAAGGCGUCAAGCAACAGAGCUUCAAGACACGUGCCGAGGCGGUCCAGUACAUUCAAAUAUACGGCGACGAAGCCGGCCAAAAGUCCAUCGAGAAUGAAGUGUCGAUUGAGCCUCCGUCCAAGAAGAGCAAGACGAGCAAAACAAACAAGCCCAUCGCGGACAGCGUCUUGCACAUUUACACAGACGGCAGUAGCCGAGGAAACGGCAGGACUGGGGCCGCAGCAGGAGUGGGAGUCUUCUUUGGGGAGAAUGACCCAAGGAAUAUCUCUGAGCGCCUCCGGGGCGAGCCGCAAACAAAUCAACGUGCUGAGUUGACUGCCAUCUUGCGCGCACUGCAGAGGGUCUCGGUGGACCAAGAUAUCCAGAUACAUACCGACAGCAAGUACUCCCUCAACUGCAUUACCGAGUGGUACAGAGGCUGGGUGACCAAGGGCUGGAAAACGCAAGGUGGAGAAGACGUGAAGAACAAGGAUCUAGUCCAGGCCAUCAGAGCCAAGAUUGACGAUCGUGAUGCUUCGGGAACAAAGACCUUGUUCCAGUGGGUGAGGGGCCAUGGAAUCACGACUGGAAAUGUCGAGGCCGACAAGCUCGCGGUUAGAGGCUCUGGGUUUGCAGCGGUUGACUAG